ACAUGAUGUAUUUGCGGAAAAAUCGUAGAAUCAAUACGAAACCACUGGGGCACCCUGGCGGAGGAGGCGCUGGCUCGAGCAUAUUGCACUGGAACAAUCGAAAGAUGCUGCUGAAACUUCAAAAGCAACUUCGCCUGCAAGGAUUAUGUUUGUCUUCGCUGGCUAUGGAGGAAAAUCCGGCACCUGCGUUUGGUGCAAGCAAGCCGAGGCACAGUGGUUCGUUUGGGUUGUUGGAUAAUCCUGGCGCAGUCUCCGGUAAUGUAAAUGAUGGUACCAGCACCCUAGGAUGUCACUGCCAUUGCGCAUGUGCCGGAUCACUGAUGGUAGCGAAGGCAACCGGCGAAUGUCGUGAACCACAGGGGGCUCACGCCAAUGUUUUCCGCGAGGAAGGCGUUUGUGUUACCCAACCGGUUGGCGUGCAAUUUUCCCGGUCCAAACGUCAACCCAGGAGUGCUCAGUCAUCGUCAGGACAUCGCUCUCACCGCUAUGACCGUGUGAUACCAUCCACGGCAAGUGGUUUGUUUACGCCAGUUUACGAAAACAAUACGCGGGCUUUGCUCUACGGCAAAAGAAACCGUUCUUCGUCCCAUGGGUCCUCGUCGGGUCCUGGUUCUCCUGAUACCAACCAUUACCGAAAGUUGCACCGACCGGCUAGUGACACGUCAGCACCACCGGUGGGAUCUGAGGGUUUGCGAGUUAGUUGCCAAAAUCACCCACCAGUGCAGCUAACAAAAUUUGAGCCCAAUCCGGACCAUUAUUACCAUCACCACCAACAUCAUCAUCAUCAUACGCCUCCUUUUCGGCACCAGCAUCGGCAGCAGCAUAAGCUCUGUAUCCGCACAACCACUGCUGCCGCCGCAAACAGAACCACUGGUGCUAGUAUUCCGAUUUGCAUGCAAGCGAUGCAUAGCUUUGUGAGUGUACGCGAAACUCAUCAUAUCGCUCAGGCUCAGCAGGAGAAGAACGCCAAACUGCGCGAGGCGUUCGGUAUAUCGGAAUAUUUCGUCGAAGGUACAAGUUUCGAUCAGGAUCGCAAGGCGAAGGAAGACCUCGCCAAAUCGGAAGCACUGCAGAAGGAGAUUGCGGAAAAGGAGAAGGCCAAAGAGAUGGAACGAGCCAAUCGGAAGCGGUACGCGCUGGUGCGUACUCCUUCGCCGGAAAAGGAAAGUGGCCGCAAUGGGAAGCAACGGCGAGGAGAGGGCGCUGAAGAGCUCGAAGACGGUGAGCACGAUGACAGGGACGAGGAAAACGGUGAUGGAAGCGAUGGUGGUAAGGUGAACUCCAAGGGCAAUGCUACACUGCGUCGCGAAAAGGACGACAAAAAGAAGAAAAAGAAAAAAGCACGGGAUGCAUCUUCCAGUCCAGAGCGCAAGAAGGAUAAAAAGAAGAAAUCGAAGAAGAACAAAAAAGAAAGGUAAUUAUGAUAAUCUGAUCCUUGCGGAGCAAUGCGAUUAUUGCGAACAUAUUUUACGUGAACGGGAAUUCUUUUAGCAAUUUGUUGAACACAAUUUACGGCACUGUUCGUAAACGAGUAUGAGAAAUCUAUUUCGACACUCGAUGUUUCUGUUGUCUCAUUUAUUCCGUUGGUUUUUCUUUUAGGAAUUUGCUGUAAACUAUUAGUUAGCUUUAUAGAAAUCGUAUGAUUUAUCUAUUAGCUGUGAUACAUUGGGGGGACGUACUUUUUAUGGGAAUAGGUUUAUAGAUCCCAACUUUUAACAAGUCUCAAACCAAAGGGGGAGAUACGAAUUCAAUGAAUGAAGGAAUUAAACGUGGCUGUAAUACUGGGUACCUUUCAUUAAUCAGCUGUAUAGCAGUUGACCGAUUAAACAUGAUCG
Molecule: messenger RNA, 1835 nt
Organism: Anopheles nili
Lineage: Eukaryota; Metazoa; Arthropoda; Insecta; Diptera; Culicidae
Gene: Srrm234
Product: serine/arginine repetitive matrix protein 2
Exons: 3
Coding region: 3-1418 (471 amino acids)
Source: RefSeq, a predicted model, not a curated record